Molecule: messenger RNA, 174 nt
Organism: Cynocephalus volans (Philippine flying lemur)
Lineage: Eukaryota; Metazoa; Chordata; Mammalia; Dermoptera; Cynocephalidae
Gene: CHD9NB
Product: CHD9 neighbor
Exons: 1
Coding region: 1-174 (57 amino acids)
Source: RefSeq, a predicted model, not a curated record
AUGGGGUGCCACGCCAGCAAGGGCACCGAGGUGGUAUAUGAGUCCCAGAAGCUGGGAGAACAGCCCAAGGGAGAAGAGCCACAUCUGGAGACUGUCACGGAGGCAGCAGAUGGCAAAGACAUCUCAUUGGAGGAUGGAACCCCGGAGCCCAAGAGCCGAGAUGAUUUUCUCUAG